GACAAACCGGAAGCAUGCUCGGCUUAUUGGCGCGAGUAAAGGAACUUGGAUAGUUCGAAGAGUUUGUGUUAAAAUGUUUUCUCCAGCCCCAAAAGGAUCUUCUUCUCGACUAAAAGCAUCACCAUUUACACCAUCAUUUAAAGGAACACCUAAUAAGAGGGCAUCUUCCAUUUUCAGUCCUCGUCGAGUGAAGGAUCGAAGAUUACAAGCUGGCAAUCGAUCCCUUCAGUUAUCUCAGAUUCUCGAUGACACAUCACAUCACAAGGUGGAAAGCUUUGGCCUUCCUUUACCAGUUCUGAUCACGGAGGCAUUGACAUUAACAGAUCGUUCUACACAGGUGACAGUGAAUAUAGAUCCAAGUGGAUGGGCCUGGCUGGUGGGUGGACGUAAAUUGUUUGUGUGGCGGUACAAAACCACUGGCAGGGGCUUCCAGUGCAAAGAACUGACUCUGCCUCCCAGUGACCUUGCUCACAGCGCAGCACGUGUGUGUGUGCUGGCUGGGAAAAGUGACAGUAACCCUACAGCAUGUAUAGCUGUCUCACCAGAAGGUGUGGUUCGUUAUUGGCCUAAUAUAGCUUAUGAGGCUUCAACAGCAGAAAUCAGCGCUGAGCUUAAGGGAGAAGAGUGUGCCAGCGUUGUCAACUUUCAGCCCUUUGGUUGCCUCCUGGCCACAACUACAAGUUCUUUGUUGCUGCUCAUGCCAUCCUUUGGUCAGAAUGCCAUCACAUGCAGUGCAUUAAAAACAUCACAAGGCAUGUUUUCUGGCAUUGGACGCCGUAUGUCUUCAUUCAUCUUUGGUGCAUCCCCUGCUCAGACAUCAGGCGCACCCUUGCAGGCCAUUGUCGCUGGUGAAUAUGAUGAAGAAGACGGAGCACGACCAUUCUAUGUGCUGUCAGAUGCACACUUGCAAAAGUGGCGCAUGUCUUUGCAGUACCCAGAGAAGAUUCUGUACCAAGCUGAUAUUGUCCGUUUGUUUAGAGAUGCUUUGGCCCGAAAAGUGUGGGACCAGGAUUCAGUUCAACUUCCCCAAUUAAAUGUCUGGUUAUUGGACAUGCAACUUGUAAAUGAUGGAGUAAUGGUUCUUGGUGCUGGUGUCAACUUGGAAGCCAGUUUAGUCUUGUACUAUGCUUUGGCAACUUUACAGACAGCUGGUGACCAACAACCAGUUCAACUUGAGAAGUUAAUCAUGCUGGGUCAUACAGAAAAAUAUGAGGAGCAGAGAGAAGAGGAGUUACUGAAGUAUGGUUUACUAGUCCCUAGCACAUUCUCUUCAGAAGCUUUUGUCUAUGGAUCUCGAGUUAUCUUCAUGGUUUCCAUUAAUGACAGCCAGCUAUCGGACAGAAUGGAUCUGCAGUCUCCAUCAGACCAACUUAUAGGAGCAGGCACUUGUGAUGGCCAUGCUUUGUUUUUCUCCAACAAUUAUGGCAUGUUGUGCAUCACACCACAGCAAGCAGUAGAAACUAGUAUCCUGGAAGAAAUAGGUCAAGACAGUUUGCUGAGAUCUGGAACAUCUUUUAUGGGCUUCAGCAAAUCCCAAGCUCUUGAACUCAGUCAGUGUGAAGACAAGCUGUCCCGUCUAAAGGCCUGCUUUAUUACAUCAUUGUCUGGAAAUCAGGGAGAGGUUGAGAAGUUGCUGGGGGACUUGUUACCCCCUGCAGUGAUGGAGUUAUCAGUGAGUGAAACGGGCAGGGAAAUCGACAAGCUGGUUGCUGCUCUUAGUUGUGAUAUCAUCGAUGAUUAUCCCACAGCUGACCCACGCUGGGCAGAAAGUAUUAGGCAAGAGGGAGGAACAACAAACUCUCUGAUCAUUGCCCAACAGCUACGGGACAAAGUGAAGGCGCAUGACUACUUCCGGGCUUUUCUGAAAAAAUAUGGCCUCUGGAGUCAGUUGUCAGUAACACCUGUGAGAGAUGGGUUGAUGUCAACCUGUCUCCUGCUUUGCGAGCAUGUAGAAAAGUUGGAAGCUGCUAUCAACCUGCGGGAACAACGGCCUGAGUACACCAAGAUUGUUGAUGUGUGCAUCAGACAAGUGCUGAAACAAAGAGAAGGCCCUCAUCCUUCUGGCCUAACACCACAAGAUAUCUUCUACAGAGAGGUCUCCAAGGUGCAGGAUAUAGCAGUGGCGCUUCUACAGCAUGAGAUGGAUGCCCUGGCAUCAGGGUUGACCGCCAGGCAGAGCUCUCAGCUUGUGGUCAGCAUCAACAGCAUUCUGCAGGGUAUGGUGACUGCUGCCCUUGUGUAUCGUCAGUCACAUGCUGAGGUCUAUCAAGGUCCAGAAGACGAGAACAGAAUAAUGCCAGAGUAUGUGCCGUGGACAUCAACGUCAGGAAGCAAUGGUUUGCGUACCAUCCUGUCCAAGCAGGUCUCUGUUACUGUGGAAAGAGCCAUUCCAGAGACCCAGGAUGUAGAAACACGGGGCACUUUGUUCCAGCAGCUGCUGGAUCUGGCUGAUCUUCUCCUGGACGGCUACAGCAGUCAGCUGCAAUCACUUCGCUGAGCCAGCAACAGUCAGCGUUAUACACAACUUCUGCGAAAGUAUGAAGAUGAGCGGCGGAAGCUGGCUGAACCUCUGUUGGAACAUGAGCAGUAUGACAGAGCAGCUUCCCUUGCAGAGAAGUACUUUGACUUUGAUGUUCUCAUCAGCGUGUGUGAAGCCACAGAAAACCAGGACAGACUACAGAGAUACAUCACACAGUUUGCUGACAGGGGUUUCUCACAACACCUGUUCAACUGGUAUCUGAAGGAAGGUAAGCGAAGCCAACUUCUUUCCCACCAGUUUGCUCAUAAUCCUGAGCUCAAGAGUUUUUUGGCUGCAGAAAACACGCGCUACCUCAGCUGGUUACAUGAGAUCAACACUGGAGACUUUCUAGCAGCACAUGAGACACUUGUGGAUUUAGCAAGGAGUGAAAAAGUAUUUCUAGCCAAGAAAAAGACUUUGCUGAGUUUGAGCAAACUGGCUGCUUUAGCAAGUGAUCAGCAGGAGACUUUGGAGACUAAUAUUGAAGCAAUCAAUGAGGAACUAAAUUUAGUUCAGCUGCAGGAGACCCUGCCUUCUGAAGCUCUUGAGAGUAUUAGCAUGGAUCCUAAGAAUAUGAGAGUAAUGACCCCUUCUGAACUGAUAAGAAUGUAUGCUGGGGACCUCAACAUUUUUGCAACAGAAGUUGACUUCAAGAAAGCAUUGGAUCUUUUGCAGUAUGUUGAUAAGAAUGAUUCUGCAGAGGACUUUGAUGAACUGAAGUUAUUCAUCUGGUGUCAAGCGAUAUUGCGGGACAAAGACCGGUGGACAGAUGACACAGAAACAGAUCCAGUCAAACUGCGGGAUGACACAGUUUUUUUCAAGACUGUGGAUCUUGCUUAUACUGAAGGUGACGAUCUGACUCAGCUUUUGCCACCAGUUGAGCAGAUCCUGGAGCAGAGGAGCUGGGCAACCUACGACAUGACACACAUUUCCAGUUCUUGUUGAAAAGCAGCUAUGAGCUCAUACGAAAUGUGCUACUUUCCAGCUGAACGGAAUUGAAUCAUCUGCCAGAACUUAAGCAGACUGACAUGCAUUAUUCCCAACCCCAGCCCUUAAAAAGAGAAAGCAAGUGGUUGUGAAAAAGCUAGUCUGUCCGUGGCUCAAACCAUUAUCUUUAUGACAAUGUUAUAUUUAAGACGUUGGAUUGAUACUACAAAAAUUAAUGCAAAUUGCUAGAAUGAAACUUAUGUUGUUAAAACUGAAUACUAAGUAUGCUUGAUAUUUCAUUGCAACUGACUGAAUGAACUAAUUAAGCUCGUAUGUUGGGGAACAUGAUGAGUAAAUGAGUUCGAUGCACAGAACAUAUGGAUUUCAAUAUUCCUGGAGAGUGACACAAAUAAAGUUUGC
This is a messenger RNA of Pomacea canaliculata, 3865 nucleotides long. Its product is annotated as nuclear pore complex protein Nup133-like. Gene Ontology annotation, cellular component: nuclear pore outer ring. The record is from RefSeq and is a predicted model, not a curated record. Gene Ontology annotation, molecular function: structural constituent of nuclear pore; protein binding. Gene Ontology annotation, biological process: poly(A)+ mRNA export from nucleus; protein import into nucleus; transcription-dependent tethering of RNA polymerase II gene DNA at nuclear periphery. NCBI's taxonomy places the organism in Eukaryota, Metazoa, Mollusca, Gastropoda, Architaenioglossa, Ampullariidae.